AUGGAUCUGACAUUCACUGACGACGGACCUCUGCCAGAUCAACAGAAGAAGACCGUGAAAUGGGAGCCAUCCACUGAGAAAAUGUAUGUGCGUGAUGGAGUACUGAAGGGUGAUGUUAACAUGGUUCUGUUGCUUGAAGGAGAGCUAAGAAGGUUGUCCAGUUGCCAGACUAUCACUGUGUGGACCAUCGCAUUGAGACUACAAAAACAACACGACAAAGAUUACAACAAGAUUAAGCUGUAUGAGCAUGCAGAAGGUCAUUCUGGGCUGCCAAGGCAGGCCAAGUAA
This is a messenger RNA of Orbicella faveolata, 288 nucleotides long. Its product is annotated as GFP-like fluorescent chromoprotein cFP484. The record is from RefSeq and is a predicted model, not a curated record. NCBI's taxonomy places the organism in Eukaryota, Metazoa, Cnidaria, Anthozoa, Scleractinia, Merulinidae.